Athalia rosae (coleseed sawfly) is the source of this 4104-nucleotide messenger RNA. RefSeq names its product chromatin-remodeling complex ATPase chain Iswi (gene Iswi). Gene Ontology annotation, biological process: nucleosome organization; regulation of transcription by RNA polymerase II. The transcript has a single exon. Gene Ontology annotation, cellular component: nucleus; chromatin. NCBI's taxonomy places the organism in Eukaryota, Metazoa, Arthropoda, Insecta, Hymenoptera, Athaliidae. The coding region runs from base 385 to 3420 and encodes 1011 amino acids. The record is from RefSeq and is a predicted model, not a curated record. Gene Ontology annotation, molecular function: ATP hydrolysis activity; DNA binding; histone binding.
CACUAGCGCUGCCAUACAUGUGUGGGUACGAAUGUACGAUUAUAUUUUUUAAAUUAUUACGAAUCGUCAAUUAUCCCUGACUUAAUAACAAACCACAACCACUAUAAAAUUGCAAUAAUUGAAUCGGAAUCGCUUCUUAAUAAUUCUGUGUCAAAACCCAAUUGAAUUGACUGCCGAAUUGUGAUCACAAAUUCGUCGGUGGCUUGGAUUUUGGAGGGACUCAGAUGUAAGAUGGCGAUGACUCUCGCGAGUGUAUUCAUGGGACGUUGCUGAUCCGCGUCGUGUUGUCACCGUUGACUAAUACUUCGCACCGGUUGACGGUUGUAAGUCGUGAUAUUAACGCAUUAUUGUUGAAAGAAACGACAGUGAUUUUCGGUCACAAAAAUGUCUAAGACAGAAGAGACUGCCGAUACGGUAGACGCCGGGGAGAAUUCAAAUGAUUCCUCGGCUGAGACAACAUCUUCGAGAGGUGGUGAUUUCGAAACGAAACUCGAGACCGAUAGAAGCAAGAGGUUUGAUUACCUUCUAAAACAAACUGAGAUAUUUUCUCACUUCAUGACGAAUAAUCAGAAAGAUAAAGCCGCUAGCCCACUCAAAGUUAAAGCAGGAAGACCUCGUAAGCAGCCAGUUGAAGUUCCUGUUAAGGGUGACACUUCGGCUGAUCUUAGACACCGUAAAACCGAACAGGAAGAAGAUGAGGAGCUUCUGGCUGAAAGUAAUGUUAGCGUAGCUCCAACAACCCGGUUUGAAUCUUCCCCACAUUAUAUUAAGUCCGGAGAACUCAGAGACUAUCAAAUACGUGGUCUCAAUUGGAUGAUUUCACUAUAUGAGAAUGGAAUCAAUGGUAUACUUGCUGAUGAGAUGGGUUUGGGGAAGACAUUGCAGACUAUUUCUUUGCUGGGGUACAUGAAACACUUUCGGAGCAUCCCAGGACCCCACAUUGUGAUUGUUCCAAAAUCAACCUUAGCCAAUUGGAUGAAUGAGUUUAAAAAAUGGUGCCCUUCGCUCAGAGCAGUGUGUCUUAUCGGAGACGCAGAGACAAGAAACACAUUUAUCAGAGAUGUGAUGAUGCCUGGGGAAUGGGAUGUAUGCGUUACUUCCUAUGAAAUGGUCAUCAAAGAAAAAUCAGUAUUCAAAAAGUUCAAUUGGAGAUACAUGGUUAUAGAUGAGGCUCAUCGAAUCAAGAAUGAAAAAUCAAAGUUGUCAGAAAUAUUGCGUGAGUUCAAGACUGCGAACAGACUUUUAUUGACUGGAACACCGCUACAAAAUAAUCUUCAUGAACUUUGGUCACUCUUGAACUUCUUACUUCCGGACGUGUUCAAUAGCUCAGAUGACUUCGACUCUUGGUUCAAUACAAACAGCUUCCUUGGCGAUAAUUCGUUAGUCGAAAGACUGCACGCAGUAUUGAGACCAUUUCUUCUUAGACGUCUCAAGGCUGAGGUGGAAAAGGGACUCAAGCCAAAGAAGGAAAUCAAAGUUUACAUUGGAUUGAGUAAGAUGCAAAGAGAAUGGUAUACUAAGGUACUGAUGAAGGACAUAGACAUUGUGAAUGGAGCUGGAAAAAUCGAAAAAAUGAGGCUACAAAAUAUUUUGAUGCAGCUGCGAAAGUGCUGUAAUCAUCCCUAUCUAUUCGACGGAGCUGAGCCAGGUCCACCAUACACAACUGAUGAACAUUUGGUUUACAAUUGCGGUAAGAUGGUCAUCCUUGACAAACUUCUGCCCAAGUUACAGCAGCAAGAGUCUAGAAUCCUGAUAUUCAGUCAAAUGACAAGAAUGCUUGACAUUUUGGAGGACUACUGUCAUUGGAGAAAUUUCCAAUACUGUCGAUUGGAUGGUAACACGGCACAUGAAGAUCGACAGCGUCAAAUAAACGAGUACAACGCACCAGGGAGUGAAAAAUUCAUUUUCAUGUUGUCCACCAGAGCUGGAGGUCUCGGUAUAAAUUUAGCUACUGCUGAUGUUGUGAUCAUCUAUGAUUCCGAUUGGAAUCCUCAGAUGGAUCUGCAGGCUAUGGAUCGAGCGCAUCGUAUCGGACAGCAAAAACAAGUGCGAGUAUUCAGAUUCAUAACCGAGAAUACAGUGGAAGAGAAGAUUGUGGAACGAGCUGAAGUCAAGUUACGUUUAGACAAACUUGUUAUUCAACAGGGAAGAUUAGUCGAUGCGAAACAAACUGCUUUGAACAAGGAUGAGAUGCUGAACAUGAUCAGGCAUGGGGCUAACGAAGUAUUCGCUUCCAAGGAUAGCGCUAUAACGGAUGAAGAUAUAGAUACUAUUCUCCAGAAAGGAGAAGCAAAAACAGCAGAAAUGAAAGAGAAGUUAGAAACUUUGGGUGAGUCUUCUUUGAGAAAUUUCACUGUCGAUGCUCCGACGGAUUCGGUCUAUCAAUUCGAAGGAGAGGACUACAGAGAGAAACAGAAAAUAUUGGGAAUAGGAAACUGGAUUGAACCCCCAAAGCGUGAGAGAAAAGCAAACUAUGCGGUUGAUGCUUACUUCAGAGAAGCACUGAGAGUUUCAGAACCAAAGGCUCCAAAAGCGCCAAGACCACCAAAGCAACCGAUUGUACAAGACUUUCAGUUUUUCCCGCCGAGAUUAUUCGAGCUACUCGAUCAGGAGAUCUACUAUUUCAGACAGACUGUUGGAUAUAAAGUUCCAAAAAAUCCUGAACUCGGCUCUGAUGCGGGAAGGAUUCAGAAAGAAGAGCAAAGGAAGAUCGACGAUGCACAGCCACUCACCGACGAGGAGUUGGCUGAAAAAGAAAAACUGCUUACUCAGGGUUUCACGAAUUGGACAAAAAGGGAUUUUAAUCAAUUCAUCAAAGCAAAUGAAAAGUAUGGAAGGGAUGACAUCGAGAACAUUGCUAAGGAUGUGGAAGGCAAAUCGCCGGAAGAAGUGAUGGAGUAUUCCGCAGUAUUUUGGGAACGUUGUCACGAACUUCAAGACAUAGACAGAGUGAUGGCGCAGAUUGAAAGGGGAGAAGCAAAAAUCCAGAGACGUGCCGGUAUCAAAAAGGCUCUUGAUGCCAAAAUGGCGAGAUAUAGAGCACCUUUCCAUCAGCUGAGAAUAGCCUACGGAACGAACAAGGGAAAAAAUUAUACAGAAGAGGAGGAUAGAUUCUUAGUAUGCAUGUUGCAUAAGCUUGGUUUUGAUAAAGAAAAUGUCUACGAAGAAUUGAGGGCAACUGUGAGGUCCGCGCCUCAGUUUCGCUUCGAUUGGUUUGUCAAGUCAAGAACAGCUUUGGAGUUGCAAAGAAGAUGUAACACAUUGAUAACAUUGAUAGAACGUGAGAAUCUGGAGCUAGAAGAAAGAGAGAGACAAGAAAGACGGAAGAAGGGUGGAAGUAUUGGAUCGAAACCGGCGUCUAAACGGAAGCAAGAAAAUCUUCCAGCACCGCAAGAUAAGCCUAGAAAGAAGAAGAAGUAAAUCAAUAGAAAAAUGCAAUCAUCAUGCACAAUCCCCGUAAUUAUAAUAUCCAGUGUCACUCUAAACAGUGUCAGAUAAAUUAAAUUUUUUAAAUUGUAAAUGUAAUGCAAUGCUUCGAAACUAAGAUUUAUAGGUUUUUUUUUCUUCCAACUCAAGGUGUUCAUCAGUAUUCAAGGAAUUAUUCAUCCCAUUGUAUCAUCAGCAUAGAGUGACUCGUUUGAAUUGUACAAUUUGAAUAUUCAGUAGCGGAUCAAUGAGCUCGUUGAGAAUGAAAUUUUUCUCAAAAAGAGUGAAUUGAGUAACAAAUACUUAGCUUAUCUUGAAACGAACGAUACUUGUCCCUUAUUUUAUACAUCAAUGUAAUAUUUGGAAUCACUUUAAUCAAUGCGCAGUCUGAUUAGACCGGUUGCUCGUCGAAUGCAUGUAGAAUUCUAUUAUUAAGUAUUUAAGAAAAAAUAAUAAAACCGUUCAUUGUUUGCAUUCACAAUACUUAGGAAUGAAUGUCUCGUAUUUUCCAGCUCACGAAUUUCUGCUAGGAAACUCUCACUCAUUGUUAGAAUUAGACACUGUAUGCUGUGAAAAUGGUCUCGGGAAUGAUAUUUAUAAUUUGUGUUUACUAUCACGUUUAUUGAAUUUGAGAAUCCUCAACGAGGAGCAGAGAAAAAUAAAAAAUAUUAAACGAGA